GUCAACUAAUUUGCCGAGAGUGGCGCUAGCAGAAAACUCCCUUAUAAUUACAUUAUUAUUAUGACAGAAGUGGAACUCACAGUAUGAGAAACAUGAUUUCAGGAGCUUCACGGCUGCAGAUUCAAGCCCCAGUUGCUUCUUAUCUCAUGGAACUAUCAGUUCAAUCAUUUGCAGUGGCUGUGAUCUGUGUCCUAACAGUCACAUUGACGUGGAUGGUGUUGAAUUGGUUGUGGCUUAGGCCAAAGAAGCUCGAGAAAUGCCUGAGACAGCAAGGCCUAACGGGCAACUCAUACAGGUUCUUAUUCGGUGAUACGAAGGAGAUCUCUCGAUCGAUGAAACAAGCUCUCUCUGCUCCCAUCACUCUCUCCGAUGACAUUUGCCCAACAUCCAUCACCGCCUAUCAUUCUGUCAAGAAACAUGGUAAAGAUUCUUUUGUUUGGAUUGGUCCCAGGCCUAGAGUGACCAUCAUGAAGCCGGAGCAGUUAAGGGUCAUCUUCAACAAUCUGGAAGAUUUCCAGAAGGAAGAUCUUGUUCCACUUGUGAAGCUGUUGGCGAAUGGUUUAGCGAGCCACAACGGGCAGAAAUGGGCCAAACAUCGAAAACUAGUCAACCCAGCAUUUCACCUUGAGUGCUUGAAGAACAUGGUGCCUCUAUUUUACGCGAGCUGCAGUGAGAUGAUAAACGAGUGGGAAAAUAUGGUCUCUGGAGAAGGAUCCCCUGAAUUUGAUGUAUGGUCUUAUCUUGAGAAUUUGACGGGUGAUGUGAUUUCAAGAACAGCAUUUGGUAGCAGCUACAAGGAAGGGAGAAAAAUAUUCCAGCUCCAGAAAGAACAAUGCAGCCUCGCCACAGAAGCUAUGCGAUCAUUUUACAUACCAGGAUGGAGGUUGCUACCGACUAAACUGAACAGGAGGAUGAAGAAAAUCGACAUGGAAAUGCGGUCCCUAAUCAAAGGGAUGAUUAGCAAAAGAGAAGAGGCAAUGAAAACCGGAGAGAGUAUGAACAAGGACUUGUUAAGCUUACUUGUAGGCUCCAAUAUGAAAGAACUUACAGAAAACUGGGGCCACAACAACGUUGGGAUGAGCACUACUGAUGUAAUUGAGGAGUGCAAACUGUUCUACUUAGCCGGGAAGGAGACAACGACAUCUCUUGUUGUGUGGGCACUGAUUUUUCUGAGCACACACCAACAAUGGCAAGCCAGAGCAAGAGGAGAAGUGCAAGAAAUCUUCGGGAACAAGAAACCCGACUUUGAAGGAAUAUCUCUCCUUAAAAUUCUUUCGAUGAUCUUGUACGAGGUUCUUCGAUUGUACCCUCCGCAAGUUACUUUGGUCCGAACAGUUCAAAAGAAGACCGAGAUUGGAGGGUUAUCACUGCCUCCGGGGGUGCUGCUCUACCUACCCACAAUCCUUAUCCACCGAGACCAAGAAUUGUGGGGCGAUGAUGCCGAGGAAUUCAAACCGGAGAGAUUUUCUGAAGGAAUCUCCAAGGCUACAAAGGGACGAGUGUCGUAUUUCCCAUUCGGGUGGGGCCCUCGCCUCUGCGUAGGGGAAAAAUUUGCGCUGCUGGAAGCGAAAAUGGCUCUUGUUCUGAUUCUGCAGCAUUUCGAGUUUGAGCUGUCUCCGUUGUAUAUCCAUGCUCCGGUCACUGUUAUAUCUCUUCAACCAGAGCAUGGCGCGCAUGUUGUUUUCCGUAAGGUGACAAACUGCUGUAGCAACUGAGUAUUAAUUAACUAGAUACCAUUGCAAAGGGGAUGUACUAUUCGGUGUGUUCUGUAUCGUGCGAACUGCUUGGUCUUUUAUGAUAGCCAUUUCAA
Molecule: messenger RNA, 1810 nt
Organism: Punica granatum (pomegranate)
Lineage: Eukaryota; Viridiplantae; Streptophyta; Magnoliopsida; Myrtales; Lythraceae
Source: RefSeq, a predicted model, not a curated record